Molecule: messenger RNA, 748 nt
Organism: Moneuplotes crassus
Lineage: Eukaryota; Ciliophora; Spirotrichea; Euplotida; Euplotidae
Source: the annotation of a GenBank genome assembly
AUGGAAUCUGAGAGGAAGUUGAUAGAGCAAAGGGUACAAGAAAAGAUCUUGAAGCUUGAAGAACAAAUGGUUCAGGUAUCAUAUCAUAACUGAACUUAUGGUUCUUAUAAUAAAAGAAAGUUUUGUGGAUGAAACUCUCAAUUUGCUGACCUCCAUGAAAUUAUUGCGCUCUUCAAAAAGACAAGUCGAAUAGGCUUAAAAUAAAAUCGAAAUGUUCAAAAAUUAUCAACAUUGUAAUCAGCAAUAUUUUAAGAAAUAUCUCAUGGCUUUCUCUAUCCAAGAAAUAACUAGAUUUGGUGUGCUUAUGAAGGUUAAUAAGAAUGAGAAGUAUCGAUUUUAUCUAGCAAAAGUAAUUAAGCUUCUUCCAAAUGUCACCAGACAACUUAGUCUAAGAAAUUGAGAGAUCAGGGAUAAGCAGCUCAGAAAAAUAAUUCAAAUAGGAAGGCAUAUUCCUCGGAUACAUUUUAUCAACAGUUACAUAUACCUCAAUGACCUAAAGUUAAGCGAUUGAUUAAACUACGAAAUCAGAGCAAUAGAUUUCAUAAUUUUAGGUAAAACUCCUAGUUCAUAUUGGAGAACAAUAGAUGAAAAUAUCCCUAAAUUCCUGAAAGCAGCUUCUUCCACCUCCCUUAAAACCUCUCUCAAAUCAAUGCAAGCAAGCAAUCUGGCAACCCAGAUUCUUAUACAAACCCUCUCAUCAGAAUUAGAAUUUCCCAAUCUAAAAUCCGGGUUUCCAUUUCUCAGCUAA